CAAUGUUUUAGCAUAGCCUAAGCUAUGAUGAUGUUUUUGGGAAGGGCAAAGGCUGAAAAUCAUGUUUUUGUGGAAGAAAAUCAACGUGCAUGAAUCCAGGCAAUGUUGAGGCAAAAAUAAUCCCCUUCUAAACUGAAAUUAUCUGUAGUUGAGACAGCUAAUUGAUAUCAACUAAAAUGGAGUAACGUUUUCACAUUCACCAACAUGGCAGACGUGUAUACCCAUUUUCUCCAAUCGCAUAGCAGGAUUCUCCUCAGGGAGCACAUCCGGUGGUGUUUCCUGUGUUUGUAAACUGAAAGAAAUUGGAACUCGGGUGACGAGCCACGACAGACGAGUAAAAUUAAAGUUUUAGUGCUAGAUGAGUGAGGUGGGUGUGGCCUCCCAUCAGACUGACCAUCCUGAUUGACGGAUUCCUGGAUGACCUUGUCCCUGCCCCCGUCCCCGCCCUCACAUACACCGUUCCCACUGCAAUGUCACAUCUGCCCAGCAGCUCAGUCCGCGAUCAUAUGAAAUGGGCAGGGUUGCUUGGCUGUGAGGCUGUUCUCUCAAGUAUGGCCCUGAUGCAGGCCAGCUCCAUGGCCGGUCCGCCAAAGAAGAUGAUGGCUCCGCUCGGACAUGGACCACCGCCCCAGAGGGAUGGCCCUGACCGCGGUCCUCAGAGCCACAUGAUCCUGCCAUCUGGAAUGAGCUGUCCACCCCUGCUUAUCCGGAAGGAGGGUGACUUCCACACCCCCCGCCUGCUGGACGAGAAGGAAAUGAGGGCCAACGAAGACAUGCAGCUGAAAAAGAAGAACAGGAAGUCAGGAACGCCCUGUAAAGUGAGAGAGCAAGACGGGAGGGGAGGAAAGGUGGUUGUUGUGGAUGAGAAUGGUAACUGUCCAAUAUCUAAAGUGCAGAAAAACUUCAUCUGCAAUCAUUGUUAUGGAGCAUUUAGGAGUGGAUAUCACCUGAAGAGACACAUCCUCAUUCAUACAGGGGAGAAGCCGUAUGCUUGUGGCAUAUGUGACAUGAGAUUUAUUCAGCGUUACCACCUGGAGAGACACAGCCUGAUUCACACGGGGGUGAAGCCGUACGCUUGUUCCAUGUGUGACAUGAGGUUUUUCCAGCGUUACCACCUGGAGAGACACAGCCUCACUCAUACGGGGGUGAAGCCGUAUGCAUGCAACAUGUGUGACAUGAGAUUCUUCCAACGUUACCACCUGGCGAGACACAGCCUCACUCAUACGGGGGUGAAGCCAUACGCUUGCAACAUGUGUGACAUGAGGUUUUUCCAGCGUUACCACCUGGCGAGACACAGCCUCACUCAUACGGGGGUGAAGCCGUACGCUUGUUCCAUGUGUGACAUGAGGUUUUUCCAGCGUUACCACCUGGCAAGACACAGCCUCAAACAUACGGGGGUGAAGCCGUACGCUUGUUCCAUGUGUGACAUGAGGUUCUUCCAGCGUUACCACCUGGCGAGACACGGCCUCACUCAUACGGGAGUGAAGCCGUAUGCUUGUUCCAUGUGCGACAUGAGGUUUAUUCAGCGUUAUCAACUGGAGAGACACAGCCUCACUCAUACGGGGGUGAAGCCAUUUGGUUGCACCAUGUGUGACAAGAGGUUCUUCCAGCGCUACCACCUGGCAAGACACAGCCUCAUUCAUAUGGGUGUGAAACCUUACGCUUGCACCCUGUGUAACAUGAGGUUUGUUCAGCGCUACCACCUGACAAGACACAGCCUCAAACAUACGGGGGUGAAGCCGUACGCUUGCACCAUGUGUGACAAGAGGUUUUUCCAGCGAGACCACCUGCGGAGACACAGCGUCACUCAUAUGGCGGUGAAGCCGUUCGCUUGCACCAUGUGUGACAAGAGGUUUUUUCAGCGCCACCACCUGCAGAGACACAGCAUCACUCAUAUGGGGGUGAAGCCGUACGCUUGCACCAUGUGUGACAAGAGGUUUUUUGAGCGCCACCGCCUGCGGAGACACAGCAUCACUCAUAUGGGGGUGAAGCCGUUCGCUUGCACCAUGUGUGACAAGAGGUUUUUUCAGCGCCACCACCUGCGGAGACACAGCAUCACUCAUAUGGGGGUGAAGCCGUACGCUUGCACCAUGUGUGACAAGAGGUUUUUUCAGCGCCACCACCUGGCGAGACACAGCGUCACUCACAUGGGAGUGAAGCCGUAUGGUUGCACCAUGUGUGACAAGAGGUUUUAUCAGCGCCACCACCUGGCGAGACACAGCGUCACACAUAUGGGGGUGAAGCCAUACGGUUGCACCAUGUGUGACAAGCGGUUUUACCAGCGUUACCUCCUGGCAAGACACAGCCUCACUCAUUUGGGGGUGAAGCCAUAUGGUUGCACCAUGUGUGACAAGAGAUUUUACCAGCGAUACCACCUCUCAAGACACAGCCUCACUCAUUUGGGUGUGAAACCUUACGCUUGCACCAUGUGUGACAUGAGGUUUGUUCAGCGCUACCACCUGACAAGACACUGCCUCACUCAUACGGGGGUGAAGCCGUAUGCUUGUUCCAUGUGUGACAUGAGGUUUAUUCAGCGUAACCACCUGGAGAGACACAGCCACACUCAUACGGGGGAGAAGCCGUUUGCUUGUGACAUGUGUGACAUGAGGUUUAUCCAGCGUUACCAUCUGGAGAGACACAAGCGUGUCCACAGCGGAGAGAAGCCUUAUCAAUGUGAGCGAUGCCAGCAGAACUUCUCGCGGACGGACCGGCUGCUGCGACAUCGGCGGCUGUGCCAGGGCCGUGGUGUGGCCAAGGUGGAGAACCAGCCGUGCUGCGAGCCCCGCCCUUACUCCCAGGAGCCCCCACCCGCUCCACCCACCUGGAGCCCCCUUCACCCACCCCCUGGUCGACUGGCUGUCUGACUGACAUUCCCUCCCAUCCUCCCUCCCUCCAUACACACACACCAUCUCCCAGAGACGGGACAGGCCACCUAGUCUCACUCAACCCUGCACUCAGUGGCGCCACACUCUGGCAAAGACUGAUCCUUCAUCUCGGGUCCUGAGGUUACUAUGACAGCGGGACAGAUGUUUUUGUCUUCUUUUGAGAGCGAGUUUCCUUCGAUAAUCGCUGGUCUAUUUUGUACUUAAUCUAUUUUUUAAAAGUUGUUUUUUAUUAUUAUUUAGAUGUAUUGUUUGUGCUGUUGGUGGUACUCUCUGGUAGAGGGGGUGGGUGUUAAAUGUUUGUUACACCAUUACAAUGAUGAAGUGGGAUAUAUAUAUAUCUAUAUAACAAUAAACAACACAGGACGUUUGUAGAAAAUGUAGUUUGUGAAAGAAAAAAAGAGUUGUCAGACAAUGGUACAGGUGUCAGAACUAAAACAGGGUUCCAUAAAGUUUGAUUUUAGGACGAUAUAGGCAAGUGGAGGAUGUCCUAACAGGUCAGAAGUGAAGGGUCAGGUCAGAGGAUAUUGUGGUUCUUGUUGGAUAAAGUUGCUGAUGACUCAGGAAGUGGAACAGACAUGAUGAUAGUGUUAGCAAGUUACAUUACACCCUUUAACUGUGUAUGUACAGAGGUCUAUGGGAGCAGGUUGCAGGCUCUCUUCUACAGCCAGUUCUUAUAAAGAUGUACGUGGAAAACAACGGCACAAGAUGGCAGCUUCAGCAAGUUCCAUUACUUUGUUUGUACAGAUCCUCAUGUUGAGAGCAUAGCAGGAGGUAUACACAGUCUUGUGGCCUUAGAGCGUGCUUAUGUUAUUUGUUUAAUUUGCCUUUUGUUUUUUUUUGUUCAUUGUUUAAUUAUAAUUUUCAGAUAAGGAUGCGCCACUGCCUUUUUAAAAGCUGGGUAUGUUUUUCCAAAGCUGUCACCCUUAUAGAACACUGCUUACUACAAUGGCACUAUAAGGCAUAGGCAAAUAUUCCUUCAUCUGUUCGUUGAGAAUUGAUAUAGUGCUGGUUAUUAUUGGUAAUAAUUUAACCCUGGGUUCCUGAAUGAUUACGUGAGGGGAGUUUGACAAUUCCAGUGAGAUGCUAAUAGUGCUAACUUCAAUUUGUCAGGCAGUGCUUUGGUCAGCUAAAGGCCAUACAGAUACUUUUUCUGAUAGUUAAAUGAACACGUGUUUCACUUUGCUACACACUAACAAAUGCCUUUAACUGAGAUUGGGGUAGGUGUGUAUAAAGGAUUUCUGUCAUGUUCUUUCGGGGGUUAGCCUUAACUCGAAUAAGAUCUCUCUUAAAUAAUCAUUGUAGUGUAAAAUUAUAUUGUAAUGAAUGACUGUAACCUGUACUGAACUUUUGAACAUGUCUGUGGUUUACCCCCUCCAAGUGUAAUGGCUACAGAGCACAGAGAUGCUUUCAUUAAUGUCUAUCUACUCUUGUCCUGGUUAAUCAGUAUUCCUAUUGGUGGUGUUCCACAGCAGCCUGUCUGUGGGCUUGUAGAGCAGUUUAGGGAAGGAUCUCUGAAACCUGGUACUGAGGACCAGUGUGUGCUGGACUUCACUUAAACCGAUUCAUUGAAUUGAAUGAUUCUCAAUGUCGCCAGGCUACUACUGUUAGUGAAACCAAUGUACUUUUGUUUAUUUAGUAAUGCCAAAUGUAUAUUCCAGAAAUGUUGCGAUGUACACUCUGCAGUAGUUAAGAGAUUUAACUGUUUAAAAAUGCCUGAGUGAUUAAAUGAUGCAAUCCAGCAAACAGGGGUAUUCUAGUACCAGGGUUAAGAAACUGCAGCUUACUGUAUGAUUUGGCAACCCCUUGCCCCAAGAAAUGUGGAAAGGAUGCCACCUGUAACCACCACUACCCACUAGUGAGGCCACAGGGCAAGGUUGGUUGCCAUUAACUGUUAAAGCCCUCUGUUCUGUCCUUUUUAAGGAUUGUUCUCAAUCUCAUGAUGAAAAUGCAAUAGAAUCUUUUGAGUCUGAUCAGUUAAUACAGUGAGGUUUAUUUUCUUCUAAGGGUCAGGUAAAGGAUGGUGCGGUUAGAGAAGAGCUCCUUGCUCUCUGCUCUACUGUAUUUGACGAUUCUGGUAAUGUUUCAAGGACCUUUUUUUUCUGAUAAUAUAAACACUGGAGUGAUAAAAACAAAAGUAAAAAACAUGAAAUAUGGAUUUUAAAAAAUCAACUGUUCUAGAUUUUAGUCUUUAGACAGAGCCUCUUACUACUCAACUUGACAAAGAUGGCAGAACCAUUUGGAUCAGUACUGUGUUGAGAGCCCAGGGCGUUUUAGUAAUUUCAAGAUUAGAGGUGGUAGUACCUCAAGAAAAUGACUGUUUUUAUACAGGUCCCCUUCUAUUUGUAGUGAAUUAUAUUGAUAGAAAUAUUAGGUAAGCAACAGCAUCUACAUUAGCUAUCACAAGUUAGUAUUUUCUUUGUCUUUAUUAGUCUUGCAUGCAGAGUUAUGGUCCUCAGUUAAGAUAGGAUCUUAUAUUGAUUAUUAUUUUGUCUAAGCAAAAUACGUGCAUAAAAAUAACUUCUUAAAAAAAUGUUACAUUUGAUUAUUGUAAAAAUGGGGAAACUAAUAUGUACCCUUGUGAUCCAAUUAGUUUUAAUUGUAAGGGGAGAGGCUUCCUACCAUUAUGCUGAAAUAAAAUACUUUAUAAAAGA
Oncorhynchus mykiss (rainbow trout) is the source of this 5536-nucleotide messenger RNA. RefSeq lists its product as uncharacterized. NCBI's taxonomy places the organism in Eukaryota, Metazoa, Chordata, Actinopteri, Salmoniformes, Salmonidae. Gene Ontology annotation, molecular function: RNA polymerase II cis-regulatory region sequence-specific DNA binding; DNA-binding transcription activator activity, RNA polymerase II-specific; DNA-binding transcription repressor activity, RNA polymerase II-specific. Gene Ontology annotation, biological process: regulation of cytokine production; negative regulation of transcription by RNA polymerase II; regulation of immune system process. The record is from RefSeq and is a predicted model, not a curated record. Gene Ontology annotation, cellular component: nucleus; nucleoplasm.